ACCUAAUUUUGAAAGCACGUGUCAAAUGGUUUGUUUUGUUUCCUCACUGCGACGACGACGGUAAGCGUAAGAGCUGAAUCAGUCGAACAGCUGAUAUUGAACGGAACGGUGCAGAGCGCUCAAAAUUUCGAAACAAUCAUCCAUAUGUCCAGUGCCGCUCACAGGAUGAAAGUGCUGUCCCUCUACAAACAGCUGCUGCGUGAAUCGCAGAAGUUCAGCUCCUACAAUUUCCGCAAUUAUGCUCUGCGGCGGAUCCGAGAUGCAUUCCGAGAGGGUAAGGCGCUGACCGACUCGACAAAGAUUCAAAGCGAGGUAGAUUAUGCCAGCAAGAAUUUGGACAUCAUCAAGCGGCAGGCCCUUAUCAGUCAGAUGUUCCGGGCGGACAAACUUGUAAUCGAAAAAUGAAUCAUCACGCUGAGUGGCGCAAUCACCGAGAUACGCAAACCUCCACGAAGGAAACUGGAAAGCAGUUUAAAUCACAACAUUUAGCGUUAGUUUCGUAGGUUUUUUUCUAUAGUCAUGCAAGAAUUUAAGUGUUCUCACAUUCGAAUAUAUGGAACACAGAACGCUGCACUGUUUAGGUAUUAAACAAAUGAGUAGUGAGAUACAAUAGCUUGUAAAUGUCAAUGGAAAUCGUAUAAAAGAAAAAAGAAAUGGCGGAGAAAUAAAAUGUUUAACUCAAGAA
Molecule: messenger RNA, 685 nt
Organism: Armigeres subalbatus
Lineage: Eukaryota; Metazoa; Arthropoda; Insecta; Diptera; Culicidae
Gene: bcn92
Product: LYR motif-containing protein 4
Exons: 4
Coding region: 145-405 (86 amino acids)
Biological process (GO): iron-sulfur cluster assembly
Cellular component (GO): L-cysteine desulfurase complex; mitochondrion
Source: RefSeq, a predicted model, not a curated record